This is a messenger RNA of Asparagus officinalis (garden asparagus), 1719 nucleotides long. RefSeq lists its product as uncharacterized. The coding region runs from base 1 to 1719 and encodes 572 amino acids. The transcript has 6 exons. The record is from RefSeq and is a predicted model, not a curated record. NCBI's taxonomy places the organism in Eukaryota, Viridiplantae, Streptophyta, Magnoliopsida, Asparagales, Asparagaceae.
AUGGAGAUAGAAUCACUAAUUGCAAAAAACAACAAGCACAACAAUAGAGUGAUGGUUCUGCAUAAUGCCAAUGGAGAUAGAAUCACUGAUGGUGAAGGGAUUGUAAAUGAAUUUAUCUCUUUUUAUAGGAAGCUUAUGGGGUCAGCAGUUGUUACCAUUCCUCCUGAUAUGGAUAUCAUAAACUCUGGUCCUAUUCUGAAUACAGCUCAAGCCAGGGAAUUAUCUAGGCCAGUUACCAGGGAUGAAAUCAAAUCAGCUAUUUUCUCUAUGGCUGAAGACAAAGCUCCAGGUCCUGAUGGGUACAAUGUUUCUUUUUUCAAAUCUGCAUGGACUGUUAUUGGAGAAGAGGUCAUUGAGGCUAUUGAGGAGUUCUUCAGUUCUGGAAAACUGCUUGGUAUGGUCAUGAUUGGUUGGAUAUUGGCUUGUAUUACUUCUCCAAGUUAUUCUUUAUCUCUUAAUGGUUCUCUUCAUGGCUAUUUCAAAGGCAAACGUGGCUUAAGACAAGGAGACCCCCUUUCUCCUUAUCUGUUUAUUCUAAGUAUGGAGUAUCUUUCAAGGAAGUUGAGGGUGUUAAAGAAUGACAGGCUCUUUAAGUUCCAUCCCAAGUGCAGUCAGCUUAAUAUUACUCACCUUAUAUUCGCAGAUGAUCUCCUCCUGUUUGCAAAGGGUGAUGUAUAUUCAGUACAUAAAUUGUUUCAAUGUGUUAAAGAGUUUAGUGCUGUAUCUGGACUGGAGGCAAAUCCAGAAAAGUGCUCUGUUUUCUUUGGUGGUAUAGAUGAAUCUGUCAAGUCUUCCAUUAACAACUACUUGGGAUUCUCUAAAGGUGUUUUACCUUUCAAAUAUCUGGGAGUUCCUCUCACAACUAAGAAAUUGUCUCACAUGGACUGCAAUGCCCUCCUUUCAAAAAUCUCAGGGCAAUUUCAGAAAUGGUUGAAUCAUGGGGUUUUGUCCUAUGCAGGUAGAUUGCAAAUAAUAAAGAGUGUAAUACUUGGUGUUCAAAUAUUCUGGACAUCAAAUUAUAUUCUUCCAGUCAGUGUUCUCAAGGAAAUGGAUGGGUUAUGCAGGAGUUUCUUGUGGGGAAAAUCAGGUCAGAAUCUCAGAAUCCCUCUGGUUGCAUGGGAGAGAGUAUGCAUGGGGAGAAAGAAAGGAGGACUGGGAAUUUUUUCAGCUCUUAGUUGGAAUACAGCUUCAGCUCUGAAAUGUAUUUGGGACAUUCAUGUUAAAAAGGAGUCUCUGUGGAUUAAAUGGAUUCAUGGAGUCUAUUUAAAGCAUGAGGAUAUCUGGCAGGUCAAAGUGAGGGACAAAGCUUUGGUUUUGUAUGGUGGAGUGGACAAUCUGAAAUGCCUGAUCAGUUCUUGUUGGAAGGGUGAUAAAAUAAAGCUAUCUGCACUAUAUUAUGCUAUUCAUCCUACCGCAAAUGAUGUGAUAUGGGUUCUCACUCAGGACAGACUUCAUAGGAGAGGAGUCAUCAAUGCAAACACCUGUAUUCUCUGCUCAAGUGCAGCCAGUGAAACAAGGAACCAUCUGUUGAAGGGUAGGGGAUUAAAGCAGCAGUUCAAGAAAAUGGCUUUGACUACCUCUAUAUAUUUUAUUUGGAGAGAGCGGAAUUUGAGGCUUUUUCAACAGAGGUCUAGAAGUGCUGGUGAUUUGGUUAGAGAUAUCAAGUUUGAUGUCCUCACUUUCAUCCUCAACACCCCUUCAAUUGCAAUUGAACACUGA